UUUAAAGCCUGAAACGUACGCUAUAUGGAAAUAAAUAACACACAGCUCACCUCCACCACCCUCUCCUUUCUCCUCCAUUAUUCAACUUCGAGCAACUACCUCCAUAGCUUGGUAAUUCCACUCGCUAUUUAUUUACUUCUUGUUUCUUUAAUUCGGUUUUCUGUGCUUUUAUUUCUUGAUGAUGAUGAAAGAGUUUGCGAUGAGUGAUUUCAUUUGGAUUUUAAUUAGGGCAACCGAUUAGGGAUGUAAAUUGGAAGAUUUCGAUUAGAUUAAACAGCUUUUUAUACCAACUUACUUUUGAUUGGUUUUAGUUGGGGAUCAGGUGAGAAAAUUAUGGCUCUUGAUUAAUACGUUUUAGGCUUUUUUGAUUAAUUUCGGAUUAUGUAUACUUGUAUUUUAAUUAUAUAAUAAGUAUAUUAAAUGGAAGAAAAUCUCUUCUACUCUCCAAAUUUGCAAUAAAGAGAGAGUGAUGUGUUCUAUUGUUUCCUUUUUUUAGUUGGAAGUAGUAUUGUUCUAGGGUUGAAGUUGUGCAUAAUGAUACAUUAUUAAAAUAAAUGAUAAUUGAUUACGAUAAGAUGGAACUUUGAAGUGGUGUUUGGUCUGUGGAAUUUAAAUUCAAAAGAUUAAAAAGGAAAAGAUGGAAUGAUGCAUACACGAUCCAAGGACGAUGCAGCAGUGAAAAAAGGAGAGAAAAUUCUCCGUGUUUUGAGAUUUUUAUGAAUUUGAAUUAUGCUGUGAAUAUUGUCUCCACUUGGUAAUUUUAACAUCACAAUUCACGAGUCUGUAAAUCUGAAGAUAUAUUUUCCGAAGACAGUAUACCAACAAAUUCGGGGGUGGGCGUAGAAUCCAAUUCCGAAAAAGUUUUUAGAAUAGCCAUUCUUUAUCAAACUCUCUUCGUCCUUCUGUUAUUCUUGCAGAGUGUUUAAUUUGUUCUUCUGGAGCUUGAAAAUGGCGUCGAUCCAUCCGUCGGAGCUUGACUCCAACGCCACCGACUCCGUUGCCUCGUCGCCGAGAUCCGACCACCAAUUCAACUUGUCUCAUGAUCCCCAUGCCCGUGUUCGAUUUAUGUGCAGUUUUGGCGGCAAUAUCUUACUCCGACCACAUGAUAACCAGCUCCGAUAUGUCGGCGGCGAGACUCGCAUUGUCGCCGUUAACCGCUCCACCACCUUCUCCCACUUCCUCGCCAAACUCGCUAAGAUCUCCGGUACAAUUAAUAUGACCAUCAAGUACCAGCUUCCGAAUGAAGAUCUCGACGCCUUGAUAUCAGUGACGACGGAUGAGGAUGU
Molecule: messenger RNA, 1286 nt
Organism: Momordica charantia (bitter melon)
Lineage: Eukaryota; Viridiplantae; Streptophyta; Magnoliopsida; Cucurbitales; Cucurbitaceae
Source: RefSeq, a predicted model, not a curated record